UCUUUAUUCAUAUCUAGUAUUUUAUAUCAAAAGAUAACAUGAUACUAAUCGGGAAAGAAUGUUUAUAAAUCUACUUUGUUUUCUGCUAAUUCAAAUUAAUGAAAUAUCAUAUGUAAAUGGCGAAGAAUCAGGAAAUAACGAAAUAGAUAAUGUUAUAAAAGAAACUGUACUUCAUAUUAAAAAUGGCGAAAUUAGACAUUUUUGUAAUUCAAGAAAAACAUGUUGCGAAGAAAAAUUUAUAUCAAUAGUUGAAGUAAUAACAUCUUCCCAAACUCACAAACAAACUGAUGAAAAAUCUUGCACAGAUUUUGAAGUGCUACAAGAGUUACAAUUUUUUAUUAAUUUUAAGGAAUCAUUCACAAAUGCCAUUACUAUACCAUGUCUUAAAAGUUUUAGUGGAGCACUUAAAGUGAAAUACAGAUGUUUUUCUAAAGUAUUAGAAUGUCAUCCCCAAUGUGAAAAAGAAAACUCAACAUGCAUUUUUACAGCAGAUGGUAGCAAAUGUCUAUUAAACAGUAAUCUUAGUAUAUUUGGCACAGAUUAUAGAAUCAAAUACAUUGGAUGUCGUAAAAUAAGAACACCAUCAGAAGAAUCAGAAAUUAAUAUUUCAAACAUUGUUACUCCACAAAUUUGCAUAAAAGUUUGCCAAAUGCUUGGUUACACUUAUGCUGCACUUGGUGAAACACAUACAAAGUGUUCAUGCUAUCAAAAUGUAACCUAUUUUGAGGUUGCAGAAGAAGAAAGCUGCUUAUCUGCAUGUUCAUACAACCCCUACUACAGCUGUGGUAAUGGAUACAAUAAACAUGUUUUUCAUACAGGCAUAAAAAAUUUAAAGUGUUCUGAAUCUCCAUGUCCAGAAGGCACAUUUUGUGUUCAAUUCUAUGAAGAUUAUUACUGUCUAUGCAAUGAAACCUCAAAAGAACAACCAAAAGGAUGCUAUGGCUGUCUUGAAGGAUGGUCUACAACUCCAGAUUCUACCGAAUGUUUCAUUAUGAUUAACAACUUGAACUCAAGAAAUCUUUCGAAUGAUUGCAGAAGAUAUCAUGGAGUUUCUUUGUAUAACACUUCAGAGAAAACAAACUUCUUUUUAUUAGCAUUUUUAGCUAACAAGCUACUUAAAAGCAGUCUUGGUGAAGCUAAUGAACUAAAAAUGCAGUUAAUAAACAAGAAUAUAACCAAUCAAACGAUGCCAAUAUGUCGUAGAAUAAAAUCUGCUGUUAUUGGCACAUAUCCUUGGACAACAUGGCCCAGUGGAAGUUAUGGUUUACCUAUGCCUGUAUCUGGUUGUCCUGAUGGCCACAAUUUUAAAUGGGAUGAAGGUUUUUAUAGGCAGUAUACAGAGCACACAAACAAUCAAAAUGAAAUUUCUGAUUCAUUUCAUUUGUUUGGAGAAGUCACAAAAGAGUAUGUCUUUAGAGGAUUUUGUAUUAAAGUAGAAGAAUCUUUUACUGAAUGGCCUAAUGGUCAAUAUUGUAUAUAUAAGAAAGGAGAACAUUGCCCCACCAAUAUGGUUGAAGGAGAAUUAUUUUGGGAUGAUGAGGAUACUAACAACAAUAAUACAGCUACUGGUGUUUUACCUGAAGGUAUGUUUAAAAGAGAUACUCAGAUAUUUUAUUGUUGCACAACUGGAGAAAUAAAUCAAGAUGGUAUUUUGCUUCCACGUGAAAGACCUUUUUAUUUGUUUCCAUAUAAAUUUCCAAUAUGUCAGCAUGUUAUUGGCACAGAAUCAUCCUUAGAAUUUAUUCAAUAUGAUAUUGAAAGUUAUUAUGAGAAUAUUGGUGCUGCUGUUGCUAAAGGAGAAAGGCAUCCUUAUGCAGAAAUUGUGUUACCUGGUUACCACCUAAAGAUUUAUUACUGUUAUUACAAACCAAUUAAAAGUUGUGGUCGCCCGCGACAUCAUUCAGAUCUUCUAAACACUCAAAAAAAUGAAACGUACAAAGUUGGGGAUAUAGUCCACUAUGUUUGUAAAAAUGGUUACAAAAAUAUUGGUGAUGAGUAUGAUGAAUGUUUACCAUCAGAGCAUUGGUCAAGUGUUGUUGGUCCAAAAUGUGUAGAUGUAAAUGAAUGCACAGAUAAUCGAGCAUGUCAUGUUAAAGCUAACUGUUAUAACUUAUUAGGAUCAUAUAUUUGUAAGUGCAACCCAGGAUGGGUUGGUAAUGGACAUACUUGCAGAGUUGCAUUCUGCAUACCUCCAUCACCUCUGGAAAAUGGAUUCCAUUCCAACAUCAAGACUGAGUAUGCUGUAGGGGAGUAUUUAUUUUUUAAAUGUUCCCCAAAUUAUCUAUUAAUUGGUUCAGAUUCUACUGUGUGUCAAGAAAAUGGUCAAUGGAAAAGUAUAUUUCCCGUUUGUGUAGAAAAAUCGACAUGUGUUGAUAAAAGUUAUACGUGCAAACGUUCUACAUCAUAUCUUUCUCAAGUUUCUAACACAACGUGUUCCUGUAAAUAUGUGGAAAAAGGUAAUUCUACCUAUCAGACAGAUCCUCCUGAAAGAGCUGAAACAUCAAAUGCCACUUUAGUUGCUGCUUUGACAACAGGUUCAAUAGCUCUUUUUACAAUGAUACUUAUUGUAAUUACUUUUACUCUUUUGAAAUGGAGAAAACGAGAAAGACGACUUCGAGAUAUAAGUUUAAAGUCAAACACAAGUGUGUAUGCAGACAUAGAGGAAUUUAGAUUAAAUUUAAAAAUGAAUAGAAAAAAGGAGUUUCGUCGUUCAUCUUGUUUUUCAACAAACACAAAUGCUGUAGUAAGUUGGGACAGCAAACCUAAUUUACCUCCCAGAAUAUCGGUAUGCAAAUCUGUAUCUGGCACAAAAAGUAAUUCUCAAUUUAGUUCUUCGAUAUCCAAGUUUCGACGGCAUAGCGACUUUCCUUUGUCGGAAUCUUUUUUAUUGCCGCCUAAUCAGUUUUUAUCUGCUAUCUCGCAAGAAAAAAUAAAAAGAUCUUUCCCUUCAAAGCAGUAUAAUGGUUUUAGCCCAACCCAAGAUGAUGCAACUUCUGGCCUCACGGAAAAACGAGCAACGAUAGCAUCAGCGUCUUUGUGUUCUCAAAAAGUACCUUUUUGCUCAAAAAACGCAACAACAUCUUUGUACUCUGAAAAUAAUGCUUCACAGAAUCAUAAACAAAUUGAUGGAUCUUUGAGCGAAUAUACAGAAAAUCCUUAUAUCGAUAUGAAUACUGAUCAAUUUUCAAUUCGAAGCGAAAAUGAUGAAUCAGAAAACUCUUUAUUGACUGAUCAUUACGGUCAGACUCCUAAAAACACGCUAAGAAUAAGUUUAAGGCACCGCAGUUUUACAGUGGGAAACACUGAUAAAAUUGCAGCUGAUGCUGGUGAAAAAGAUGUAAAUAAACUAAAUAAAAGUUCCAGCUAUAAUUCUCUCCAGUCUAAUGCUUAUUUAAACUCUGAGCAAGCAAACAUUUGUUUUAACUCUUCUCAACAACCUAUUAUUGGUUCAUUUCAACAUGACGAGUCCUGUGAUGUAAAAAAAGGCGAUCAAGUUCUUAUCAUAAACAAUUGGGAAGACAUAGCUGAAACUGAUUUUUCUUUACAACUUAAGUUACCAUCCGCUAUAAAAAAAAAUAACAAAGACUGGAGAAUGACUAUGGAGGAAUUUUCUUCAAGGUUUUUUCGUUAUAAAAUUAGAUGCAAACUAAGCAGCGGGCGUAAGCGCAGUGAAACAAACCCAUUAUAAGCAGGCGUUGUAAGCGCAGUGAAACAAAUUCAUUAUAAGCUCCAUUAUAUAUAUCAUUUUAUGUGCAGUGAAACGAACGAUUAUAAGCUUUAUUAUAUAAUUUCUGUAGCAGUCAAUUUUAUACAUCUAUUUUUAUAACUGUUUCUACGAUUAAUUUUUAUAAGAUAAAUUUUUAUUUUCUAG
Messenger RNA from Hydra vulgaris (swiftwater hydra), 3871 nucleotides. RefSeq lists its product as uncharacterized. Gene Ontology annotation, molecular function: calcium ion binding. NCBI's taxonomy places the organism in Eukaryota, Metazoa, Cnidaria, Hydrozoa, Anthoathecata, Hydridae. The record is from RefSeq and is a predicted model, not a curated record.